Molecule: messenger RNA, 1477 nt
Organism: Aspergillus saccharolyticus JOP 1030-1
Lineage: Eukaryota; Fungi; Ascomycota; Eurotiomycetes; Eurotiales; Aspergillaceae
Exons: 2
Coding region: 298-1116 (272 amino acids)
Source: RefSeq, a predicted model, not a curated record
CUGAGGAACGCAAUGCAUCAUGCUCGAUAAUAUGCACAAGUUCUUCUGCCCUAAACAUACGUAUGAGUAAACAAGCUCUUCCAUUCAUUCCUGAAUUGUGUAAGGUACUGUAGGUAGGUAUCGCAAAAAGAUUCCGCCUUUUCACGUGAUGUUGAAUUACACCGCCCGGGCUUCCCUUCCGGCGUCAGAAAAUUGUCCACACCACCGCCCAGAACCACCCAUAUCGGUGACAGGCAUAUCAAUCAAAUCUCUACUGCACUCUCCCUUUCUCCUCUCAGACCAGCCUCGCAGGAAAACAUGCAACCACCAACCACAAUCCCCCGCUUCCUCCUCCCCCGAGGCAUCCCUCCCAUCCGAAUCCUCCAAGCCCUCACUGCCACCAGCAGACUCACAACAACAACAACAACAACAACGUCCCCCCACCGCUGCGCAUCCAGCAAAUCCUCUUCCAAGAAGGAAAAACCCAUUGUUCUCCCCCAGCCCGACAAGUUCCGUCCGCCAUCGCACCCGCAGCGUCGCGUCGUCCGCACCAGCAAUGGCCGACUCAUGACCCCCGACCCGGUCCACUACGGGCCCCGCCUGACGGAGCAGGAGAAAGAGGCACAGCGCAAGAAGCAGUACCCGAAUAUGUUCCCUCCGGAAGGGACAGUCGCGCACAAGUUCCUCACGUCACGGGGGAUUCAUGUCUGGAUUGCUAUGGGCGUCCUCACGUCAUUGGCGACUUUCACAUUCACGACGAACUUCAAGCGGACUUCGCCGUUCGCCCAUAUGCUGCCUUCUUGGUCGGAUCUGUUGUCGCAUCCGUUCAGUACCGUGCGGCAGGCGCUGGCGGUGUUCCGGAUGCAUGUCGAGCAUUCGUCGCGGCAGACUCGUGAGAAGCGGAGACAGCGCGUCGAUGAUGCGGAGAAGAGGCGGCAGUAUCGGAUUGCGCAUGGGUUGGAGGAGGCGCCGGAGGAGGAGGGCGCUGCUGCUGCUGCUACCACCGGAAUUGCUGGAGAGGCGGUGGAUGAUCAGUCGCCUGUUGCUCGUGACCUUGCGGGUGAUGAGGUGCAGGGAACGUAUGUUGAUUGGGAUGGGCAGAAGAGGCCCGUGAAGAAGUGGUUGGGUAUUUGGUAGAUUGUUGUAUGAUAGGUAGGGUCCAGUGGCACGGAGUGUCUGGACGCGGAGAUAGUGCUUUACGAGGUUUGUAAGAUGAUGAUGGAUGGGUGGUUCGAGAAUAUCUCUUUGAUAUGUUGGGUCUAUGUACAAUACUAGUAGUAGCUUUCUAUUCUCUUCGGUGGUUGGUCAUGAUGGGUCGUCUAGUUGCACGCUGUCCACCGGAGCUAGACACCACCACACGGGUUACUAAGGGGCUCAGGAUCAUGCUCCUCUUGUCAGGUCGACAUGCGCCUAUCUCAUGUGAAUAGCCGCAUGAUGUCCAUCAUCAAGGGUGAUUGUACAGCCAUUCAAUCCGACCGACAUCCACUGCCCCCAGGCA